UAUAAUUUUUAUUCCGAUUUUUGGCUCUCUCUAACGUAAAACCCGGAACUAUAAUAUCCCAAACUUUCCCUUCCUGAACAACUUUUUUUUGUUUGGAUUUGGACCUUGCUGUUCGCCGCCGGUGGACGGCGGCGAUUUUACCGGGCGAGGGUUUGUUUCGGGUUUUUAAUUGCAUUUUGAUUCUGUUGUUUGUUUGGAGAUUUUGGCAGAGAAUCGAAGUGUAGUGGAGUGAGGGAAUGUUUUGCUCGUCAGUGUAACAGCAGAAAUUUAGCACGAAGAUGCUCUGAUUGGCGAUAUUUUAGGGAUUUUGAUUGCUGUUGCUGUUGGUUGCCAUUGCAGCGAGGGAGUGAUAAAAGCGAGGAUUGCUUGAAACGGAAACUUUUGAGAGAGAAGGAGUUGGAAUUCGUUUUUUGGAGGUGGAGAUUUUCUUGGCGACCUAACCUUGCGGUUGAUUUCAGUUUGAUUUUGGUGGAUAAGCUUCUAAGGAGCCUUCGAGCGAGACGGAAGAGUGAUGCGAUUGCCCAGAGGGAAUAGAGAAAGAACCAAUAAGUUGUCAGAAACUUCGGCAUUAACAAAUAUUUGAUUCUUUAUUCGGCUUUGUAAUAGUAAAGCAAAGCACGUACCACACUCGGUCUCUCUCAGUCGACCACUUUCAAAUAGCUGUGCCCUCAUUUACUUUCCUUUCAAUUAUCGACUAUACCCCCUCUUGUUUGUUCCUUCUCUGAUCUUUUCCUCGUCGUCUCUGAUCCCGAGCAGCCCUUUUCCUUUUUUAUUUUUAUCUCCUUUUCCUUUCUCCAUGACCCAUUUGUUCCCGCCAAUCGAUGAACGAAUUUAUAUUUAUUUCAGAUUCCCUCAAUUUCUUUUUUCCCAUCUAGCCGCGUCCCUGUUGCUGAGAUGAGAGAACAACUCGCCCCUUUCUUUGACUACCUACGCUAUGAAAGAACAAGGAAAUCAGUGCUCUGUUUCGAUUGAUUUCCUCACGAAAGUUCGUUUUAUAAUUAUGGAAAUCCCUACAAUGGAAAACUCUUCUUGUGCUUUAUAAUUCGAGUAUUACAUGUCUAUUUCUCAUAGAAAUGUGGUUGGUAAAGAGAAGGCUCGUUUGUUUUCUUCUCCUCAAAUCAAAACACGGGAGAAAGUGUGAGAGAGAGGCAGAGACAGAGAGAAACAAAGGAGUAAGAAAGCAAAGUUGAACCAAAAUGUUUACAUGCAUAGCAUGUACGAAACAGACAGACGACGGGGGUGAGGAUGGGGCUGCGCGUGGUAGUGGCACGCCUAGUACAAAGGAAGCCGUCAAAAGCCUGACAACGCAGAUUAAGGACAUGGCGUUGAAAUUCUCUGGUGCUUAUAGGCAGUGCAAACCCUGCACAGGCUCCAGUAGCUAUAAGAAAGGACAAAGACCUUACCCAGAUUUUGACACUGCUUCAGAAGGGGUUCCAUACCCCUACAUAGGAGGGGCAAGUGCAAGUUCAACACCUGCCUGGGACUUCCCUCCUGUCAAUCGCCACCCACAUACGAGAUCUGCCUCGAGAUUUAAAGGGGUGUUCAGAGGAGACCAGACCCCUGGAGCCGAUUCCACCAUAUCAGCAUGUGAUGUGGUGCUUGAGGAUGAGGAUGAGCCGAAAGAGUGGAUGGCACAGGUGGAGCCUGGUGUUCACAUUACUUUUGUGUCCCUACCCAAUGGAGGCAAUGAUUUAAAACGAAUUCGUUUCGAUCGAGAAAUGUUUAACAAAUGGCAAGCUCAGCGAUGGUGGGGCGAAAACUAUGACAGAAUAACGGAGCUCUAUAAUGUCCAGAGAUUCAACCAACAAGCUCUUCAUACGCCACCAAGAACUGAGGAUGAGAGGGAUUCUUCUUACUCAAAGAUGGAAAGGGAUAGCCCAAUGACUGCAGCGAACAAAGAUUGGGCACUGAAAAACCACAAACCUUCAGGAAGUAAAGGUUAUUUUCCAUCUGACCAGCAUUUUGAUCAUGGAAGCAGCCAUCACUAUGCAGGGUCAAGUGCCUAUCCAACCGGGGGCGCCAAAGGCGACAUGUCAUCUAUGGAAGCCUCACGCACAACUACCUCUUCUAGAGACGAACCUUCAAUUUCCGUUAGCAAUGCAAGCGACAUCGAGGCCGAAUGGGUCGAGGAAGACGAACCAGGAGUCUACAUAACAAUCAGGCAGCUUGUUGAUGGCUCUAGAGAGCUUCGUCGUGUCAGAUUCAGCCGUGAAAGGUUCGGGGAGGUGAACGCAAAGCAAUGGUGGGAACAGAACAGGGAGAGAAUCCAAGCUCAAUACCUAUAAUAACUUAUUGAUGAUGGCAGCAACAGGUUUAAAAUUAAGAAAGUUUCAGGAGCACCUUCAUGUUCCAAAAAUUUUGUCUUUAGAAUGUAAUUUUCACAAAAGGCCAUCAGCUGGGAUAUAUGGAGAUUUUUGCACCACCAAAUAGAUACAAAACCAAAUUUCUGAUCUUUCCAAUCAGAAUUCUAAAAGUCAAAAUUCUUUUAUUUUCAUCCAUCUUCUUUCCUUUUUUCCUCUUUUCUUCAAGAUAUUCGUUAUACAAUCUAUUAUGAUCAUUUGUUGCUGUCUGUUAUAAAUAUCCAAAAAGGAGUUUACGAGCUUUCCCUGGUGAAGUUCUUCA
Cucurbita maxima (winter squash) is the source of this 2622-nucleotide messenger RNA. RefSeq names its product protein BREVIS RADIX-like. Lineage: Eukaryota; Viridiplantae; Streptophyta; Magnoliopsida; Cucurbitales; Cucurbitaceae. The coding region runs from base 1197 to 2285 and encodes 362 amino acids. The transcript is spliced from 7 exons. The record is from RefSeq and is a predicted model, not a curated record.